Molecule: messenger RNA, 3667 nt
Organism: Chara braunii
Lineage: Eukaryota; Viridiplantae; Streptophyta; Charophyceae; Charales; Characeae
Source: the annotation of a GenBank genome assembly
CGGAAAGCCUACCGUUGUCGCUGGUGGAACGACAUCUAGGUAUGAGAAGUGAGCGAGAAAAGGCAAAAAGGAAGGACGAGAAAGUUUGAAAAAUAAUGAAUGACUAAGUAUAGGUGAGGAAAUUUACCUACCUGAGUAAGGGAAGGUAUGAAGGACGAACGUGUAGCAUUGGGUAAAGGUGGAGCAACGUCAGGUACGGCUGCAAAGGCAGAAGAGAAAGGAAAGAGAUGCGACCGCUUCUGGGACCCCGGGGGUAACAAAGAUCGUUACAGACGUAUUGACACAGCUGGGGUAUGCGACAGAGUCGGUGGUGCAAAGGAGCGUAGUAACGGCUGUCCAAGUGAAAGGAACGGAGUCGGUGAUAGAGGAGGCUGUUUAGGAGGAGCUCUGGGAAGAGGAAGAGCCGGUGCCGCAUCACCUGACGAAGGCCCAGCGCAAAUUCACAGGGAAGCGUGGCUGGAGGUGGGAACCAGGGGCAGGGCAAUCAAGGCAACGGAGGGAGGGGUGGAGGAAGGGGGCGAGGCAGGAAUGGCGGCGGAAGAGGAAGGCAAUGGAAUGGUCAAGGCCAAGGGUACCAAGGUCAAGGGAAUCAAGGCGAGGAGUACCAAGGCCAGGGGUACCAAGGCCAAGGGAAUCAAGGCCAGGGGUACCAAGGCCAGAGCACGAACGAGAAGUCAAGCCAAAACCAGCACCAGCCAAGAGCCUCCAAGGAGGGAGCUGGAGCCAGGAAAAAGAAAGGAGGCUGUGGAAGUGGAGGAUGACGACAACGAGGAGGAAGAGGACGAGAGGCUGCGCAGGGAGGAGGAUCAGAGAGCGGAGCAGCGGGCAAGGAAAAAGGGAGCCAGGGGAGAGGUCGAGCCGGUCGUGUGUGACGGACCGCCCAAAAGAAAGAAGUAUGCGGUUCGGUUGGAGGAGGGGUUUGAUGUAGAGCAGGUGAUCAACAUACUGCUAGAAGGGCACAAUGACCACAUGACUCUGAAGGAAAUCCUAGCGUCGGCCCCACGACUCUGCGAUGAACUGAAGGGGAGAUUGUCGCGGCGCCUGGUGCCCAAUGUCCAUCUGGGUACGAUCCUGCCCAAGGAGGCAGAGUGGGCGGAGUCAGGUACGAAGAUGGACUGGAAGUGCGUAGCCUGCGGCAUGAUGGAUCUGGUGGUAAAGGGCUCCAAGUGUGCAACAAUGGUGGACACCGGGGCCGAAAUAAACAUCAUUCGGGAGGCGGACGCAAUCAAAUUCGGGCUGGAUAUAGACCGCUCUGACUGCAGUAUUCUGCAUGGAGCCAGCUGUAAGGCCGUGUUUUUGCGGGACAGCCUCGAAUGUGCUCAUCGAGGUUGGAAAGGUGAAGGCCAGGGCAUGCUGCUUCAUAAUGCCGGACGUGGAUCCUGGAAUCCUCCUGGGAGAUCGUUCCUAAGUAGGACAGAGGCCGUGAUGUUCAACAAGCAUGACGGGACUCUAAUCCUUCUCGUAUGUGACCCUGCCUGCGGGAAUUAUGAAAUAAUUACCUGCAGAAACACAAGGCCGGGAAGCAUAAGGAACCGGCCCAAUCGAGGAUCGUUCACAAUCGAAAAAUCGGAGGGCGAGCGCCGAAGGCUUCGGGUAGAGCCGGAAGGAGAAGAGGAGCUGAAAACGUUUUCCCUUAGCCUAUCGGACGUCGGAAAGGCCAUGGACUUGGUGACCGCACAUGAGAUGGCGGAUCCGGAUGCCAUCCAAACCUUGAGGGAGCAAGUUCUGGAAUGCCUCGAGGCCGGAAGGUUGGAGCUGGUAUAUCGGUUUCCGGGCGGUCGGAGGAGCCCCGCAUCAGCGCAGGCGCAAUCUUCAGUUAGCCCCCAUAUCACACAGCCAUACAUCGACGAUUUGGUGGUGAAGGGGCCGACGGUGAAAGAAAGCGACGAAGUCUCGCCAGGGGUAAGGCGCUUUGUCUGGAAGCAUAUCCAGGACCUCGAAAAGGUCCCGAGCCUGCUCGAAGAGCAUAACCUCACGGCGAGCGGGGCCAAAUCCAGACACUGCAUGAGGGAAGCGACUAUCUUGGGGUUCGUCUGCAGUGAGAAGGGCCGAAGGCCGGAUGUGAAGAAGACGGACAAGAUUACUGAGUGGCCRGUUCCGUUCCACUCAAUAACUGGUGUUAGGAGCUUCCUUGGUACAUGUGGAUUGUGGGGGGCCUUCGUCAAGAACUUUGCCGCCAAGACUGAACACCUGAGGAAGUUAGUCCGUCAGGAUCAGGAAUGGGUUUGGGGUGAAGAGCAAGAAGAGGUGGUGGCUAGAAUGAAGGAGGAAUUUCGAGAAGGAGGGUUGGUGUUAGGAGCGCCAGAUUAUGAUGCCACGGAGACACGACCCUUCGUUGUCGAAAUGGAUGCGGGGCCAACUGCCUUAGGAGGAGUUCUAAUCCAGACAUACAUAGAGGUAAAGGAAAUGCCCUUGAGAUUUGAGAGUCGGACUCUCUGUACGACCGAGAGAAACUAUUCUCAGUUAAAGAGAGAGACCCUUGCCGUCCUCCACUGUCUGCGGAUCUUCCGGAACUACAUCUUCGGCAGGAGGUUUAUUUUGAGAGUGGAUCCGACCGCCCUGGCCUACUCUCUAAGGAAUUACGUUCCAUCGGAUCCGACGGUUGCCAGAUGGCUGACGUACAUCUGGAUGUUCAAUUUUGAAUUGGAACGGAUUCCUAGCAGUAAGAACUGGGCGGACGGGCUGAGUCGGAUCAACUGGGAUAAACAGGAAGGGGAGGCGGUGGAGAAUAUGCCCCCAGUUGAUGGAUUUUUGGAUCAGGAGGAAGAUAUUCGUCUCCAUAUCAACAAGUGGUCGCCGCGAGUGUCCGGCUGUUGGAUGAUGGAGUUAGCGCUGGCCAACUCGCAUAGCCUGGUGGAGGACAUGAGGACGAUUGAGGAAGGACCUGGCCAGGUAGAACGGCAUGAGGACCUGAUGGGAGGAAUGUAUCUCCUCAUCACCACGUUAUUGCAAGAAAGCCUCAACCAGUCAGGCUCGUUGAACCCGGCAGGAAAUGUGGACGAAGUGCCCGAGAGCCAGGACGACGAGUUCGAGGGGGGGGAGAUUAAGGAGGCCUUUCGUGCAGAGGAGUAUGAUGGGAUCUACCUAGAGCUGGGACUUGUUUUGUCCUGCGAAAUGCGGCUAAGGGAUGCAAGCGAUAGGGCUCAGAGGAUGCUGCAGUGCUACUUAGUGCGAGACGGCCACCUUUUUGUAAGGAGAGAAGUGGGGAAUCCCAGGAGAGUCGUCUGCGGUAGGAACCGUCAGAUUGACGUCGUAGCAGCGCUUCACGAUGGCAUUGCAGGAGGGCAUCAAGGGGUACAAGCCACGUUGUGAGGAAACCCGGGGAGGGGCGCCUACUGUUCGCUGAAGCCAAGGACAACAGCGCCUGUCACUCGCUACGCCCGCUUCCGAGGUCCUCAGCGAUCAGUAGGGGAUAGCAUUCCGACUGUCUCCCAAGCGUCCGCUGUAGCGGGUUUAAGAAUUCUCAUUUUCACCUCGUCAAACAACAAUUACUAAGCCAGAACCAAACGAACAGGGAUGCUUCGUAAAGUUGAUAUCUGCUAACCCUUGAAGGUCUUUUAAUUUAUCUGAUUCAUUGGACUAAAGAUACAAUUACUGCCCAUAGGCUUGUACUUAGGAGUUUGCUCGAGCRAAGGGCAAUUUGACAAAAUGAAAUACACGGAAGCGC